AUGCUUCGUCGUGACCCUACCACCAUCUCGCUGACACAAGCGGACGUAGAGCAGUACGAGGCUAAUCGUCAGCGCAAGCUCCAGGAGAAGAAACUGCAGCAGCAGCAGCAAGAGCAACAGCUAGCACAAGCAGCUUCGACUGACUCGACUAACUCCAGCGAGAGGACUGUUGUCGAGCAGCCUCCCGCCAAGAAGAACCAGAAAGAUAGGAUCAUGGGUGCCGGCCGCGGCGACUAA
Molecule: messenger RNA, 237 nt
Organism: Plenodomus lingam JN3
Lineage: Eukaryota; Fungi; Ascomycota; Dothideomycetes; Pleosporales; Leptosphaeriaceae
Biological process (GO): anaphase-promoting complex-dependent catabolic process
Cellular component (GO): anaphase-promoting complex
Source: RefSeq, a predicted model, not a curated record